AUGCAUUCCGAGCCAUCGACGGGAGAUGAACGGGACUCGGAGGCCGGCGGCGUUGCCGUCGCGCCCGAAUUCGCGAAUCGAAGUGAUUCGCAGUUACUAGCCAAAAUGGGGUACAAGCAGGAAUUGAAGCGACAAUACUCCACGCUGCAGAUGUUUGCGAUCGCGUUCAGUAUCAUGGGUCUUGUACCGUCGAUCGCCUCGACUAUCGCGUUUUCGCUUCCAGCGGGUCCUGCCGGCAUGGUUUGGGGAUGGUUUACAGCUAGCAUCUUCAUUAUUAUCGUUGCGUUGGCUAUGUCAGAUCUAGCAUCUGCAAUGCCCACGGCCGGUGGUCUAUAUUGGUGGACCCAUUACUUCGCUGGCGACAAGUACAAGAACCCUUUGAGCUUUCUGAUUGGAUAUACCAACACACUGGGCCUGAUUGGCGGCAUAUGCUCAGUCGACUAUACACUUGCUCUCAUGAUUCUUUCCUGUGUUUCCAUCGUUGGCGAGUCGGACUGGACACCAUCGCGUGGCGAAAUCUACGCUGUUUAUGUGGCUUUGAUUCUCAUUCAUGGAGUUUCUGCUGUCGUCACCGGCCGUAUAAUGCCGAAGAUUCAGACAGCCUGCAUUUAUAUCAAUAUCGGUCUGGUGAUUGCUACGGUGAUUGCAUUGCCCGUCGGAAAAGUCGCUCGAGGCGGAACGUUGAAUUCGGGGAAAUACGUUUUUGGCCAUGUUGAAAAUUUAACAGGGUGGCCGACUGGAUGGGGUUUCAUGCUUUCAUGGCUUGCUCCGAUUUGGUCUAUUGGCUCAUUUGAUUCCUGUGUGCAUAUGAGCGAAGAGGCUUUGCAUGCUGCCAAAGCUGUCCCGAUGGGUAUCAUGUUCUCGGCUGGCUCGGCACUUGUUUUCGGCUUCCUAGUCCUGUCUGUCAUGGCUGCUACCAUGAAUCCGGAUGUGUCGCAAACUCUCGGUACUAGUUUCGGACAGCCCAUGGCACAGAUCUACUACGAUGCACUUGGCAAAGAUGGUGCUUUGGCUUUCAUGAUUGUACUGUGUAUCGUUCAGUAUCUGAUAGGUCUCAGUUUGCUCGUCGCUACAUCACGCCAGGCAUGGGCCUUUUCACGAGAUGGUGCAUUCCCCUUUUCCAACUUCUUCCGCCAUAUCAGCAAACGGAUUCAAUACCAGCCUAUUCGUAUGAUCUGCGGCCUUAUUGUGGUAUGCCUCAUCUUGGGUCUGUUGUGCCUAAUCAACAAUGCUGCCACGAAUGCCUUGUUCUCCCUGUUCGUUGCCAGCAACUAUCUAUCUUGGGGCAUGCCGAUCUUUUGUCGAGUCUUCUGGGGUGGAAAUCGAUUCCAGCCUGGCGAGUUUUAUACUGGCCGAUUUAGCAAGCCAAUUGCGUGGAUUGCUGUCGUCUACCUACUUUUUGGUGUCGUGUUGUCCAUGUUCCCGACCGCGGGUCCGAAUCCAAGCCCACCCGACAUGAACUAUACCGUUGUCAUCAAUGCCUUUGUCUGGAUUGGUUGCAUGGUCUACUACUUCCUCUUUGCCAGGCAUUGGUUCACUGGCCCACGAAUGACAGUCGACGAAAGCAGUUCCAUUGUUUCGGAAAGCACUCCUGUCACCUCUGUCUUGGGUAUUUCACGCUCUCCAAAAGAAGAAUGA
Messenger RNA from Penicillium subrubescens, 1638 nucleotides. Its product is annotated as putative GABA permease (Uga4). Gene Ontology annotation, biological process: transmembrane transport. The transcript is spliced from 8 exons. Gene Ontology annotation, molecular function: transmembrane transporter activity. The coding region runs from base 1 to 1638 and encodes 545 amino acids. Gene Ontology annotation, cellular component: membrane. Lineage: Eukaryota; Fungi; Ascomycota; Eurotiomycetes; Eurotiales; Aspergillaceae. The record is from RefSeq and is a predicted model, not a curated record.